Messenger RNA from Procambarus clarkii (red swamp crayfish), 6057 nucleotides. RefSeq names its product stoned B (gene stnB). Gene Ontology annotation, biological process: synaptic vesicle endocytosis; regulation of endocytosis. The record is from RefSeq and is a predicted model, not a curated record. Gene Ontology annotation, molecular function: clathrin-cargo adaptor activity. Gene Ontology annotation, cellular component: synaptic vesicle; clathrin-coated vesicle. NCBI's taxonomy places the organism in Eukaryota, Metazoa, Arthropoda, Malacostraca, Decapoda, Cambaridae.
AUGGAUUUCGGCGAGAACAUGAAGAAUCCCUUCCUUUUCGAUGACCCCGCACCACCAGCUGAUGUUGGGGAAUCGACUGUCAACCCCUUCCUUAUGGGAGGAGCGUUUGACUAUUCUGAAGCAAGUUACACAGGUAUCAAUCCAUUCAGCGACCAGAUUGAUGAUUCCAAUGCCGCUGCAGCCGGUUUGUUUGGGGACACAAUGUCCUAUCCCACCGAUAUGAAUCCGUUUGGCAUUGUAACUUCAGAUGUAUCUCAGUUUGGUGAAUCAAUGCCACAGACCCAGGAAGACUUUUUUGGAACACCUGUCUCCCAAGUAAAUGAAGUUUCUGAAGACUUUUUUGGCAGCCCUACAAUGCCUCCAGCUAUCUCAGAGGCGGCACAGCCUUCCCCAAUACGUCCAGCGGUAUCGCAGGUGGCAUACCAUCCACCAAGACCUCCAGCUGUCUCAGAGGUGGCACGCCACUCACCAGUGCCACCAGCUGUUCCACAGGUGCCACAUCAUUCACCUGUGCCUCCAGCCCGACCGCCGGCACCAUCCUCCCCUAUUGUAGAUCUCAUGAGUGACGUUCCUGUUGAUACUCCCACAGCUCCAGGAAGACCACCGCCACCCAGACGGCCACCACCUCCAUCCAAAGAGACAAAAGAUCUAUUACAAACUGUUAUUGGAGCCAUGGAGGCAACAACAGACACAUUACAUGAAAAACUUAACAAAACUAGGACUCCAUGCCCAUCACCUGGAAGUGGGGCUGCCAAUUCCCGCAGCCCUACACCAGACAUUCAUGUGACCUCCCCGAAAAGGGAUUCAGAUGCCUUCAGCGCCAUAUUUGGACAAACUAUAGACAUGAGUGAUCACGAGAUGGACGAUACAAAGGCUGCUGCUAAUGCAUCUCCGUCUCCUGCAUCUGCUACCUCAGAUGAAUUCGAUCUAUUUGGUGACGCCCAACCUCUAAAACUAAUAACCAAUCAGGAUAUUCUUAGUUUGUUUAAUAAGCCACAAAAGAAACAGUCACCACAUUUUGAUUUGUUAUCAGAUGAUUUGCUGGCAUCAUCAGUUCCCGCCAAACAUAUAGCAGCAGAAGAAACUGCCUCGGACCUUCUCUCUGGUGCUUCCUAUGACGAGAAAAAGCAGAUGGAUGCUAUAUCUAAUGAAGAAGAAAGCAGAGCCCAAGAUCUCCUCACGCCAUCUGACAAAGAAUCUGUUUCAAGUGAGACGCCUGCAGCUACUGAAUCAUGUCUUUCUACUGACAUCCAAAGCGAACCGGCACCAGUAGAAGAAUCUGUGUCACCAGAGCAAAUUAGUGAGAAGACGGAUAGCGAACCAACAGUGAUUGAAGCUGCUGCUCAGGAUGUGAAUGAAGCCAAUAAAAUAGUAGUGGAGUCUGAGGCCCAUGAUUCUUCUUCUGCAAAUGAGGAAAAACUUGAAGCCAUGGAGGUGUUUGGUUCUCCUGAGCCUGCUCCUCCAACAGUGAACAGCGAGCAGCCGAAUUCCCCAGAAGUCUCUAGCCAUCUGAGCACUCCAGUAAAGCCAUCUCAACCUGAACCAGAGACAGAUCUCGGUAGUUUCGGAGAUCAAAGCAAAACAGAAGUAGUUGAUGCAUUCGGUGUAUCAGAUGCUCCAACAGCCAUAGUUGAUGCAUUCGGUGUAUCAGAUGCUCCGACAGCCAUAGUUGAUGCAUUUGGUGUAUCAGAUGCUCCGACAGCCAUAGUUGAUGCAUUCAGUGUAUCAGAUGCUCCGACAGCCAUAGUUGAUGCAUUCGGUGUAUCAGAUGCUCCAACAGCCAUAGUUGAUGCAUUCGGUGUAUCAGAUGCUCCAACAGCCAUAGUUGAUGCAUUCGGUGUAUCAGAUGCUCCAACAGCCAUAGUUGAUGCAUUCGGUGUAUCAGAUGCUCCAACAGCCAUAGUUAAUGCAUUUGGUGUAUCAGAUGUUCCGUCUUCCACGAGUGAGUCAAAGGGUGAUGUAAUGGAUGUUUUUGGGAACUCCACCCCGUUUGGUGAAACUGAUGCAUUUGCACUUCCAGACGCAUUCGGAGAGCCCUCUAAACCUGAUUCAGGAUCUGUGCUAUUUGGGGAAACUUCAAGUUCAUUUUCGAACUCUACUCCAACCAGCGAUUCUUUUUUCGGUGCUGCACAAACCGCCCCUUCAGCUGCUAGCCUCUUCGGAGACAUCUCAGAGCCGGUGCCUCCACCGUCUCCAGCAGCUAGUCUCUUUGGUGAGGUGUCCCAUCCUGCGCCUCCAGCUUCACCAGCCUGCAGUCUCUUUGAUGACAUCCCACAACCGGUGCCUCCAGCUUCACCUGCAGCAGAACUCUUCAAUAACACCUCGUCAACUGGUUCCUCAGGUUUUGAUCUCUUUGGAAGUGAAACAGCUCCAGUUCCAGUACCUUCAGGUGCAGACUCUACAGGGGCUGCUCUCUUCGGCUCCUCAGCUCCCGCACCAAACGUUGGCAUGAGCUUAUUUGGAGCAGGUGACGAGCCUUCGUUAGACAUCUUCGCAGAGAGUGAUGGUAACACAAUGGUCAAUCCAUUUGCUCCCCCGUCCACAACUUCCACUGCAGCACUGACCAUUGGGGCAGCGCCUACCUCUGCAAGUGGGGUAAAGGUCGCAACAGACGAGGAAUUUGAUGCCUUCUCUGCUAGAUUCGACAGUGCUACAGGCGAGGAAGGAGACGAACUGCACGUCGACCCAUUUGCAUCCGCAGCACGAGCACCUUCACCCUGGGGUGAGACGACUGGAUCUGGAGGGGCAGCCAGCGAAGGCUUCGGGUUUGGCGACAGCGCUCCCUUCGACGCCUUCCUGGCCAUGAACGAGCCGCCGCCGCCGCCACAGUCCACACCGCGUCGCACCGCCCGCCAGUCUUCGGCAGAUUCCGAUGAGGGACCAAUGAGUGUAGUCAUCAAACCAGCGGGACUUGAGGCCUCUGGGGCGUCACCGCGAGGCUUGUCGCCCGUCCCCGUGCUGGCGCCGCCUCCAGCAGUCACCUCCACCGCCUUCACAGACUCCUCACCCAGAUUCAACCCCUUCGACCGAGGACCUGACGACGUGGGUGUGGCCGCCAUUGAUGCUACCGUUCGCCCCGGGGAGCUGGAGAGGACGGACUCCCAGGAGACGCCGCCGACGCCGCUGUUCGAGGAGGACCAGUCGCAGCCCCUCGAGGCUUACCCAAGGACCCAGCUUCCCGCCCCCAUCUUCGAGAUGCAUCUCCGUCAGCCCAACAAGAAGAAGAUCACAGGGCAGAGCCUCUCUCGCUUGAAAGACGGCCAUGGAGGUUUGACGAACAGGUUCUGGAAGAAGGUGUUCGUGAAGCUGACGGACGGAGCCCCAUGUCUGCAGCUCUUCAACAGUAAGGAAGACAAGGAUCCCUUCCAGGAGCUGCCUCUCCAGGCCUGCUACUCCGUCUCCGACAUCGGAGCGCAGCAGUUCGACCAGUUCGGAAAGAUCUUCACGGUGAAGGUCCAGUACAUCUUCUACAAGGAGCGACCAGGUGUUCGUCCCGGCCAGGUAUCCAAGGCAGAGCGCCUCACCACUAGGAUCUCCAAGUUCGCCCAUCACGCCAUCGCCGGCGACUACGAGCACGUGAAGGAGUUCGCCAGCGACGUGCGUAAGCUGGGCAUGCCGGUGGAGCACGCCCCACAGAUCUCCCAGCUCCUCAAGCUAGGCACUCAAAACUACGAAGAUCUCAAGGUCUUCGCGUCGCUGGUGGAGGAGCAGCUGUUCACCCUGGCGGUGCUGCGGGACCGGGCCCUCAACUACAAGUCAGAGGAGGUACAGCUGACGGCGGUGGACGAGAUCUAUGUGGAGCAGGACCACAAGAUGGUUGUCCACAGGAUGAUCGCCAGAGUCAGAAUAUUCUUCCUGGGAUUCCUCUCAGGUAUGCCGGACGUGGAUCUGGGUAUCAACGACAUGAGGAAGCAGGGGCGGGAGGUGGUGGGCCGCCACGACAUCAUCCCCGUCAUCACUGAAGAGUGGAUUCGUCUCGAGGCCGUUGAAUUCCACUGUUGUGUCAAUAAGGAGGAGUUUGAGAAGACUCAACACAUCAAAUUCAAACCUCCUGACGCCUGCUACAUCGAGCUGAUGAGAUUCCGUGUUCGUCCCCCGAAGAACAGAGAGCUUCCUCUGCAGGUCAAGACGAAGGUCACCAUCCAGGGCCGGCGCGUGGACAUCUUCAGUGAGAUCCUGGUGCCUGGGUUCUCAGGCAGGAAGCUUGGGCAGGUUCCUUGUGAGGACGUAGUGGUGAGGUUCCCGCUGCCUGAGUGCUGGAUAUACUUGUUCCGCGUUGAGAAGCACUUCAGAUACGGCUCCGUCAAGUCAGCACACAGAAGAACAGGCAAAGUCAAAGGCAUAGAACGGCUCAUGGGUACUGUAGAAACCGCGGAAUCUGCGUUGAUGGAGGUCACUUCAGGUCAAGCUAAGUAUGAACAUCAGCAUAGAGCCAUAGUUUGGCGAAUGGCUCGCUUGCCCAAAGAGGGCCAGGGAGCAUACACCACCCACACUUUCACCUGUCACAUGAACCUCUCUGCAUAUGACCAGAUUCCUGAAUCCUUAGACAAGUACUGUUACUUGGAGUUCACUAUGCCGGCCACCACCGUCAGCCAUUGUGUGAUGCGCUCAGUCUCCGUCACGAGCGAGGAACCGCCUGAGAAGUAUGUGAGGUACUUGUCGCGACAUGAGUAUCGUAUUGAGAUGGAGUUCUCCUCGGGAUCUGGCCCAGCUGACUACAUCGCUGCAACCAUGAAAGAUCCAGAGCUACAGCAGAAAGAAGAGGCUGCACGCAAGCAGCAGGAACAGCAGCAACAGCAGCAACAGGCAACUAAAGACUCUAGUAGUGAAGACUCCUCUUAACCUCCGCCUGCUCAGGCCUACCUAACUCACAACUUAAUGGCUACCUCUGCCUCCUUGGCUAGAGCUGCUCCAGCAUAACAGGGUUUUAAAUAAAAAGUGUUGUAAGACGCAUUUAAGCGUUUACUGGUGACUGAGGCGUUCACCAAGACACCGUACACGAUCUUGAGAAGCAAAAUGCAUGUUCUUGUGUGGUGCUCGUAUUAAACAUUACGUUUAAACUGAGUAGGAAGUGCUAGUUUAAACACAUUAUGCGAUAUUGCCUAUUCUGAUGUAAUUGCACAUGUAUAUUAUAUGAAAUUCUUUUGGCAACAAAACAGAGAAAAAUAUCUCGUAGUGCCUAACUUCGUAUUAUUAUUUUUGUGCCAAAAGCGAACUGUUUUGAAGACUAUAAAUCGAGCUGAAAUAUUGCUCAGCUAUCGUAACGAUAACUAAGGUGAAGUAACUAAUUCCGUGUAGUGUAUUCUGUGAGCUAGCGCAUCGAUAUUCUUACGAUGGAGGGCUUGACUCUUCGUCUCAUGCCACAGUGGAAAAGUUCCUUGUAGUUGUUGUCUCUAUGAAGAUUAUAUUAAAAAAAAAAUUAUUCUGAAAGAGUACUCAAUGAGAUUAAAAAAAGAAACAUGUCAUGAUGUGUUAUCUUAUCUGCCUGUCUAAAUAAUACCCAGAACUGUGAUAGGUUUUUUUGUGGGGAGGUUCCUUGAGGACUUUUUCUGAAUAUGGUUCACUGCUCAUUGCUUGAGUCACAAACUAAGUGGUCUAGUUACCUUGAUUAUUGUAUAUUUUGAAGUAGGUUGAAACGCGUGCAGAACACAUAUCUUAUUUCAUAACUGACCCUGUUAUCGAUGAUUGCUUAUAUGAUAUAUAAUUCAUUGAUAAAGAGGUUAUACAAACAUUCAAAUCUAGUUGUUACACUAAAUAAAUUGACUAUUUAUCGCAUGCAGUAAAUUUCCUGUUGACUAUUUGAAUCUUCUGGACCUGUGCCCAGUAAAUAAAAAUACCACGAAAUGUAAAUUAGCGGAAAGUGCUUACCACACUGAGAUCCAUGUCAGUUGUGCUUAAGCCGACCGUCGCGUCGACCUAAGCAACACUCCCCCCUCCCUACUCUCUCUCCCGUUAAAAAAAAUAUUUUAUUAAUCUAAUUCGGCCUAUUUAUCUUGCAUCCUACUUUCUUUUCUUGCAUGUUCUUCAAGGUAAUAAAGUAUGCAUAAUCUUCUAAAA